This is a messenger RNA of Euleptes europaea (tarantolino), 1692 nucleotides long. RefSeq names its product zinc finger and SCAN domain-containing protein 31-like. The coding region runs from base 1 to 1692 and encodes 563 amino acids. Gene Ontology annotation, biological process: regulation of transcription by RNA polymerase II. Gene Ontology annotation, molecular function: DNA-binding transcription factor activity; RNA polymerase II cis-regulatory region sequence-specific DNA binding. The transcript is spliced from 3 exons. The record is from RefSeq and is a predicted model, not a curated record. NCBI's taxonomy places the organism in Eukaryota, Metazoa, Chordata, Lepidosauria, Squamata, Sphaerodactylidae.
AUGGCUGCCGAGGACAGAGCAACGGGGGCUCAGGGCCCACUGGACACGGACACCGAUGAUAUCCAGGCAGUGUGUGUUGGCGCGCACUUGGGAUGGGCAGCCUCGCCAACGGUCAAAGAGGAACCUGAAGAGGUGCGUUGGGGAGCCCAGGAACAGGAAGAGUUGAUAAAGGCCGAGCCAUCACUCAACGUCGAGCGGGGAAACCACCUGCCAAGAGACCCCAUCCUGUGGGGCAAUCCGAAAGCUUUCCCCGAACCCUUUGAGGGAUCGGAUCGUUCUUGCAAAUGGCUGACCGCAGGAGAGUGGGGAACUUGGCAGACCUCUGUCGGUGGAAAGGAAGGAGGAGGAGAGUCCAGCAAGCCAAAGAGCAGCAACCGAGUCCGGAAGGGGUGCAGCAAAAGGAAGAAUGGCGUUCUUCCGACGGAAGCGGUCCAAGUGGAGGCCCAGCGGCGACAGUUCCGGCAUUUCCGCUACCAGGAGGCCAGAGGGUUGCACGAUGUGUAUGGCCGGCUCCGGGAGCUUUGCCACCGGUGGCUGAAGCCCGAGAGGCAUAACAAGGAGGAGAUCCUGGAGCUGGUGAUCCUGGAGCAGUUCCUGGCCAUCCUGCCCCCAGAGAUGCAGACCUGGGUCCGGGAUCGGGACCCUGGAAGCUGCUCCCAGGCGAUCGUCUUGGCAGAAGAUUUCCUGAAGAGGCACCAAGAGACACAGAGAUGGGGAGAGGAGGUGCCAGAUCCGCUUCUGGAAGGGUCGGGGAACUCCCCUAAGGAAGAGCAGGUUCCAUCAGAUGCCUGGAACUCGAUGCUUUUCACAGAGAUCAAACAGGAUGGCCAGAGUGAUGCUGUAUCAUUGGGUGGUGGUUCAGAGGCGGAGAACAAGGAAGUGGAACAAGAGGUGGUAGGCUCCGAGCAGGCAGAAUCACACUACACAUUACCAAGGAGGUCCCGGGGGAAUGUUCGGCUGAGGUGCGAAGACUUCGAGGAAGGGCGUGGAUCAAAACGAAAGCAGGAAGAGCCUCUGGUGAUGACGUGGGGUGACCCUGCUGGGCACACGGAAAGCGACGGGGCCGUUGUGGAAUCAGCGCUGUAUGGGCAGUCGAUCAAGCACUUGUGCCCCGAGUGCGGGAGGAAUUUCCAGCACAAAUGGACAUUAAGUCGACACCAGAAGAUACACACAGGCGAAAAGCCCCACGCGUGCCUGGAAUGCGGGAAAACCUUCCGCCGCAGGGACAAGCUGAUCCGGCACCAGCGGAUCCACACGGGCCAGAAACCCCACGAGUGCCUGGAGUGCGGGAAAAGCUUCCGGGAGCGAGGGAAACUGGUCGAGCACCAGAGAAUCCACACCGGCGAGAAACCUUACACGUGCCCUGUGUGCGAGAAGACCUACCGGUGGAAAGAGGAGUUCAUUAAGCACCUGAGAAUCCACACCGGGGAGAGGCCUUACGAAUGCCUCCACUGCGGGAAAACGUUCAUUAGCAAAGCGCACCUCGUGUCACACAACCGGUUCCACACAGGGGAGAAGCCCUACAAGUGUCCACAGUGCCAGAGGCGUUUCUGUAGCAAGCAGAGCGUCACCAGACACCAGAAAGUACACACGGAGAAAUCCUACAAGUGCCAAGACUGUGGGAGAACCUUCCAUUACAUAUCGAACUUCACCAAACACCAAAGAAUCCACCUGAGUGACAGAAUCCUAUAG